This is a messenger RNA of Lampris incognitus (smalleye Pacific opah), 2480 nucleotides long. RefSeq names its product gastrula zinc finger protein XlCGF57.1-like. The coding region runs from base 45 to 1538 and encodes 497 amino acids. Lineage: Eukaryota; Metazoa; Chordata; Actinopteri; Lampriformes; Lampridae. The transcript has 2 exons. The record is from RefSeq and is a predicted model, not a curated record.
CGGAGUAUGAGGACGAGAGAGAGCGACAGAGGAGACUGCUGGACAUGGUGCUGAAGCCCAGGAUCACGUUACACAGAAUAGACUAUGUACAGUUAUCUGAUCAGCAGCAUCAUGAGCAGGAGAGGAGCCCCAGUCUGGCCAAGGAGGAACAACAGGAACUCUGGAUCAGUCCAGAGGAAGACCAACUUCCAUUGCAGGAGAAAGCUGAUACCUCUGAGUCCAUCUUUACCCCUCUUUGUGAUGGAAAUGAUGAUGGUAAAGAUCAGUGCCUGCCUUUGCAACUCUACCAAACCCAGACAGAGGGAGACAGAGAGCCCCCAGUUGUCACCUCAUUUGAACUGGAUGCCAAAGAAGACAACUUUUUAAUAUCAGAAUCAACAAGUCAUACCCUCUCUAACUGCUGUCAUGUAACUAAAAGUGAAACUGACCAUACUUGCAGUCGUCAAAACUGUGAGGAAGCGGGUUCAACUCGAAAAGCCAGACUGAAUCCUCACAAAAAGCCCUACAACAAGUGCAAGAUUUGUGGGAAAGUGCUUUACAAUUUAGAUUUUUUCAAAAUUCACAUGAGAUUUCACACAGGGGAAAAGCCUUUCAAAUGCACAACUUGUGGGAGAGAGUUUACCUGUAAGCCACAUUUGCAAAUACACGUAAGGACUCAUACAGGGGAGAGGCCAUUCAGAUGCACCACGUGCGGGAAAAUGUUUAUCCGGAAGUCACAUUUGCAAACGCACAUAAGGACUCAUACAGGGGAGAAGCCAUUCAUAUGCACCACGUGCGGGAAAAUGUUUACCCGGAAAUCAACUUUAGAAAUGCAUGUAGUGACUCAUACAGGGGAGAAGCCAUUCAGAUGCACCACGUGCGGGAAAAUGUUUAUCCGGAAGUCACAUUUGCAAACGCACAUAAGGACUCAUACAGGGGAGAAGCCAUUCAGAUGCACCACGUGCGGGAAAAUGUUUACCCAUGAGUCAACUUUUCAAAGGCAUGUAAAAAGUCAUACAGGGGAGAAGCCAUUCAAAUGCACCACAUGCGGGAAAAUGUUUAUCCGGAAGUCACAUUUGCAAACGCACAUAAGGACUCAUACAGGGGAGAAGCCAUUCAGAUGCACCACGUGCGGGAAAAUGUUUAUCCAUGAGUCAAGUUUUCAAAGGCACAUGAGGAGUCAUGCAGGGGAGAAGCCAUUCAGAUGCACCAUGUGCGGGAAAAUGUUUACCCGGAAAUCAACUUUAGAAAUGCAUGUAAGGAUUCAUACAGGAGAGAAGCCAUUCAGAUGCACCACAUGUGGGAAAAUGUUUACCCGGAAGUCAGAUUUACAAAUGCAUGUAAAGACUCAUACAGGGGAGAAGCCAUUCACAUGCACCACAUGCGGGAAAACGUUUACCCGGAAGUCAGAUUUACUAAGGCACAGAAGGACUCAUACAGGGGAGAAGCCAUUCAGGUGCUGCGAUUGUGGAAAUAGGUUUAACUCAAAAUGGCAUCUCAAACAACAUGUCAUGAUCCACAAAGGCCUCACAAGUCACUGCAAAAAAGAAGUUAACUGACUAUUCAUCUUAAUUAUUUAUAAUCAUGUUAUAUCGUAACAUUCCUAUGUUAGGGGCUAAAUUGAAUCAUUAUAAGGGUGUAACUGCACAAACAAGACAUGGUGUCCUUUAUGAUCAUUUUGUCAAUAUGGUCCGAAAUGACUGUGCAACAAUAAGAUCAAUACUUUUAUAUUGAAGGGCAUUUUUAUACCUACGAACUUAGACUGUAGUCAUGCCUCACAGCUCCAUUUCAUUGGAGUCAUGGUGAUACAGACUUAUACAGUGUGACACCAUAGUGUCAGAUUGUUGAUACUUUUUGGUAUUAAGGAGGAAGAACCAUAGUAAUUAAGCAGAAAGUGCAAUCACAUUGCAUUAUGACCAUAUAAUCACACAUGCUAUGUUCAGAAGGUCCUAAUGAAGAAACACUACAGCAAAAUUUCUUAAAAUUCAAGAUUUUUGUAGUAGGUUGAACCAUGGUACCAAGUAUUCUCCCACCCCUAUACGCCCUGCAUAAGUUGGCAGAUAGACAACUCCUCCUCCAAUCACCAUGCAAAGACGGUGCUUAUUUCCACUCUUUUUAAUGGUUGACUGGGAGUAAGGUAAAACUACAAGAGACGCAACGCAACAAACACACAAAGUUCAAUACAUCAAUAAAACAUGACUAUGAAAUGAUACAUGAGUUUCAAGUGUGUUACUGCUAUGCAAUUUCUAGCAUACACCUUAUUAUUGACCAACCAAGAUGAAUAUUUUGGCUAAACUGAUGACAACGGACUAUCAUAUCCAAUUAAUUCGCAAGCGUUAGCAUUCGCUAAUAACAGCUCAUGUAAUGUGAACUCAUACAAGAAAAUACGACACAUUUACAUCAAGCCAAACUAAUAUGACCAACAAAUGUGACUCAGUGUUGGUGUUUUUCUUCAGCGGAUUAUACUUUGCGUACUUACAAAUAAACAGACUUGUUUUCAA